Molecule: messenger RNA, 1130 nt
Organism: Cornus florida
Lineage: Eukaryota; Viridiplantae; Streptophyta; Magnoliopsida; Cornales; Cornaceae
Product: endo-1,3;1,4-beta-D-glucanase-like
Exons: 7
Coding region: 176-895 (239 amino acids)
Molecular function (GO): hydrolase activity
Source: RefSeq, a predicted model, not a curated record
CUCACUCCCCCCCCCCCCCCUUCCCCCCUUCUCAUGAUCUCAUCUCAGACCCUCCCAUUCUAUCUUCGUUAACUCUCACUCCUUCCAUUUCUCUUACACUUUACAAUCUACAUAAAUACAUAAAUAUAACUGUGUGUGUAUGCACACACUACUUUUUUCCUGUUUAUAAUUUGCGAUGGCAACCUCGCAGUGCUUUGUGAAUCCACCAAACCUCAGCUCAACUUGUGGAGCAGGGUGUGUGCAAGAGCUAGGAGGUUUGAAGACCUAUAUCACUGGUCCCCAAGAUUCCAAGCUCGCGAUCCUUCUUGUUUCUGACGUUUUCGGCUAUGAAGCUCCAAAAUUGAGGAAACUUGCGGACAAAGUUGCGGCUUCUGGGUUUUUCGUUGUGGUUCCUGAUUUCUUCUACGGCGACCCUGUUGAUCUUGAUAACCCUCUGCUGGAUCGAGAAGCAUGGAGAAAGGCUCAUGGCACCGAUAAAGGAUGUGAAGAUGCCAAGGUAGUAAUUGCUGCUUUAAGAAGCAAGGGAGUUUCUGCUGUAGGGGCUGCAGGUUUCUGCUGGGGAGGAGUGGUAGUUACAAGACUAGCGUGGACUGAAGACAUUCAGGCUGCAGUUGUAUUGCAUCCUGGUCGCAUGACGGUAGAUGACAUUAAGGAGGUUAAGACUCCAAUUGCUAUAUUGGGUGCUGAGAUUGAUAAUGCUUCCCCACCGGAACAAUUGAAACAUUUCGGGGAGAUUUUAUCUGCAGAAUCUGGGAUUGAUAACUUUGUUAAGAUAUUCCCCGGUGUAGCUCAUGGAUGGAGUGUGAAAUACAAUGUUGACGAUGAAUCAGCAGUCAAGAGUGCUGAAGAGGCCCACGAAGACAUGUUAAACUGGUUUAUGAAGUAUGUGAAGUGAAAAGGUUCUGGAUGAAUUGAAGAAUGAUCAUGUAACAGGUUCAUACAAGCCUGCACUAUGCAGGCAAAUGUAUCUUCUUUUACCAAUGAGUUUUUAGCUCAAAGGGUAGCUCCUUAUCCUUUUAUGUAGCAGGUUAAAGGUUCAAGUUUCCUUGCGUCUGUUGAGUUGGGUGGGUGCACUCUUACAACACCCCCCCCCCCCAACCAAAAAAAAAAAAAAAAUUGUGUUUUCUUUU